ACAGAAGAAACGGAAGAGGAAAGUAGUGAACACACUGAACAAACAUUGCAAUACAAAUCAGUGCCAGCAAUACACCAAAAAGAAACUGAAUUACGGGAAUCAAUACAGCAAACAACUUCAGAGGAAGAAACUAAAUUGGAAUCAGAAACCACAGAGUCUGAAAUAUCUAUUUCAGAAACCGAGAUUACUGAAAGUACUGAAAAUACAAUUACAGAAUCAUCAGAAUAUAAAACAGAAAUCGCAGAAAAAUCAGUUACUACAGUAGAAUCUGAAGAAGGAACAUGGAGGCAUGAAGAAGUAACUCAGGGAGAAGAAUUGACAGAAAAGGUUGAGGAAACAGAGGAGGAAACUAUCGAGGAACAUAGUUUUGCUUCUUCAGAGGGAGAAUCCAAAGAAACUACUAAAGGUGAAAAUACAAAUAUAGAAAAUAUUGGAACAUCUACACAAGAGCAGGAAGCUACUUUAGAAGCAUCUGCUGAAAAGACGAAUGUAUCGUUUUCCACUAAACCGGAAAGUGCUGAAGAAGAAAGUACUCUUCUGCUUACAGAAGAAUAUUCUUCGUCACUUACAGAAGAAGAAUCUGAAAAAACAUCUGAGGAAUCUUCUGUAUUCGAAGCAACAAUAGAAACAUCAGAAGAAGAGUUAAAAUCAAGGCUGGAGACUACUGAGUUGGAAACUGAGACUGAAGAGCAAAUAGAAUUUCAGUCAACUGAAGAAGCAGUUUCUAGAGAAUCGGUGCUUGAAGAAACUGAAGAAGCUUCAGAAGAGACAACCGAACCGAAAGAGGCUGUAGAGAGUGAAAUAACAAUAGCUCACGAACAUGAAUCAAGCUCAGAGAUAUCAGUUGAAGAAGAAACUAAGCCUCGCGAGUUACUAGCCGAAGAAAUAGAAUCAGUAACUGAAGUUGCAGAAUCUGCAGAAUCAAAUACUCCUGAAGAACAAUUCAGGAAAUUUCCAACAGAAGGACAUAUUUCUCAAGAAUUCGAACACAAGAAACCUGAGAAACCUUUAGAAGAAACUACAGAAACAAUUCCUGAAAUAGAAAUUGAACUACUAACGUUAGAAGAAGGAAUGGUUGAAUCAGCUGAAACAGAAUCUGAAGAAGAGAAUAUAGAGACUACUGAAUCAGAAGCUAUGGAUACAGAAGUUGAGUCAAUAGAAAUAAAAUCUAAAGAAACUUUAGAAACAACUACAGAAUCUGGAGCUCUUGAAACAGAAAUUAUGGAGUCUUUAGAAGGCUUAUCAACAGAAGAACAUAUUGUUGAGCAUUCAAUUGAAACAGAAUCUGAAGAAUCUUUAGGGGAGACUACGGAAAUAGAAGAAAGUGUAGAGACAGAAAUAUCCGUAGAAAAAGAAUCUGUUGAAACCGAACUAGAAAAGUUAUCAACAAAGGAAAAUAUUUCUGAAGAAAUAGAGCAUACAGAAUCACAAGAAGAAGAGCAGUCAAUUGAAACAGAGUCUGAAAUAAUUUUAGGGGAGACUAUUGAAUCAGAAGCUCAUGAAACACAGUCUGAAGAAAUUUUACAGGAGACUACUGAAUCGGAAGCUCAUGAAACAGAGUCUAAAGAAACAUCAGGGGAAACUAGUGAAUCAGAAGCUCAUGAAACACAGUCUAAAGAAACUUUAGAGGAGACUACUGAAUCGGAAGGUCAUGAAACAGGGUCUAAAGAAACUCUAGGGGGAACUAUUGAAUCAGAAGCUCAUGAAACACAGUCUAAAGAAAUUCUAGAGGAGACCACUGAAUCGGAAGGUCAUAAAACAGAGUCUAAAGAAACUAUUGAAUCAGAAGCUCAUGAAACACAGUCUAAAAAAUUUUUAGAGGAGACUACUGAAUCGGAAGCUCAUGAAACAGAGUCUAAAGAAACUUUAGGGGAAACUAGUGAAUCAGAAGCUCAUGAAACACAGUCUAAAGAAAUUUUAGAAGAAACUACUGAAUCGGAAGGUCAUGAAACAGAGUCAAAAGAAACUUUAGAGGAAACUUUUGAAUCAGAAGGUCAUGAAACACAGUCUAAAGAAACUUUAGAGAAGACUACUGAAUCGGAAGGUCAUGAAACAGAAUCUAAAGAAACUUUAGGGGAAACUAUUGAAUCAGAAGCUCAUAAAACACAGUCUAAAGAAAUUUUAGAGGUGACUACUGAAUCGGAAGCUCCUGAAACAGAGUCUACAGAAACUUUAGGGGAAACUAUUGAAUCAGAAGCUCAUGAAACAGAGUCUAAAGAAAUUCUAAAGGAGACUACUGAAUCGGAAGCUCCUGAAACAGAGUCUACAGAAACUUUAGGGGAAACUAUUGAAUCAGAAGCUCAUGAAACACAGUCUGAAGAAAAUUUAGAGGAGACUACAGAAUCGGAAGCUCAUGAAACAGAGUCUAAAGAAACUCUAGAGGUAACUAUUGAAUCAGAAGCUCAUGAAACACAGUCUAAAGAAAUUUUAGAGGAGACUACUGAAUCGGAAGCUCAUGAAACAGAGUCUAAAGAAACUCUAGGGGAAACUGUUGAAUCAGAAGCUCAUGAAACACAGUCUAAAGAAAUUUUAGAGGAGACUACUGAAUCGGAAGCUCAUGAAACAGAGUCUAAAGAAACUCUAGGAAAAACUAUUGAAUCAGAAGGUCAUGAAACGCAGUCUAAAGAAACUUUAGAGGAAACUGCUGAGUCAGAAUCUAGUGAGACAGAAAUUGAGAAAAAUCUUGAGGAUUUAUCAACAAAAGAGGAGUCAGUAGAAACAGAAUCUCAGGAAUCUUUAGAAAAAACUACUGAAACAGAAAUUAAGGAAGAAUUAGAAGGUUUAUCGACAAAAGAAUAUAUCUCUGAAUAUUCAGUUGAAACAGAAUAUGAAGAAACUUUAGGAAAAACUACAGAAACAGCAGAGAGUGUAGAAACAGAAAAAAAUAUUUCUGAGGAAUUAGAACAUACAGAAUCUGGGGAAGAAGAACAGUCAAUUGAAACAGAAUCUGAAAAAACCUUAGGUGAAUCUCUUGAAUCAGAAGCUCCUCAGACAGAAUUUGAAGAAAAAACUGAAGCUUCGUCAACGGAACACAUUCUUGAGCAUUCAGUUCAUACAGAGCUUGAAGAAUUAGAACAUACAGCAUCUAAAGAAGAAGAGCAUUCAAUUGAAACAGAAUCUGAAGAAAUCUUAGGCGAAACCACUGAAUCCGAAGCUCCUGAGACAGGAGUUGAAGAAACACCUGAAAAUGUAUCAAUAGAGGAAGAUAUUUCUGAGCAAUCAAUUGAAACUGAGCCUGAAGAACCUUUAAAGGAAACUACUGAAACAGCAGAGAGUGUAGAAAGAGAAAAAAAUAUUUCUGAAGAAUUGAAACAUACAACAUCUAAGGAAGAAAUGCAUAGAGUUGAAACAGAAUCUGAAGAAACUUCUGAAUCUGGAGGUGUAGAAAUUGAAACUAUUAGCACAACAGAAACUGAAGAACCAAUAGAAGGUAUAUCUACAGAAGAAGUCGAAUUGCAAAUUUUAAGCAAAGAAAAAUUAGGAAAACUCUUCGAAGGCCACACAUUACUACCAGACGCUGAAGAAAUGCCGACAGAACACUUAGAAACUAUAAACGAAAUACACCUCCAUACAGACUACGUAAAAGGUAUCAGUCAUCAACUAAACGAAACAUUUGAUGAAGACAUUGAUACAACAAGCAUAGCUGAUACAGAAAUCACCCAGGCAACAGAUGAAGAAAUUCUUAAAUCGAUCACAGAAGAAAUAUCAGCCAGUAGAACUUCGAAGUUGACAAUUGAAUCAGAAUCUAAUGAACUAAUGACAGAACCUGAAGAGACUCCUCAUUCAAAUGAAAAAAAUAUUGCUGAAGAAACAGAAUCUGAAGAAAGCCAUACAGAAAUUGUACAUGAAAAGACUGUUAGUGAAGAGUCUAUAAAUGAAGAAGAAGAAGAGAAUAUUGAAAAAGAAUUAAAAACAGAAGUUUCUGAACAUAAACACUUAAAACCUGAAACAAAUAAACAAGUGGAAGAAGAAGAACAUGCUUCUGAAGAAAUUUCCGUUGCUCUGGAACAUACAACAAUUAUCGAAAAACCUAUUGAACAUACAAACGAAGAAGAAAUUAUAUCGACAAAAGUUGAAGAGCUUGGGGACUUUGGAUCUGAAACUACACCGUGUGAAUUUUGUGAUAAAGAUACUAAGGAGCAUGAAGAAAAAACAGCUGAAGCAAAACAUGUUUCUGAAGAAGAAACUGAAGAACACAGAACAACCGAAAAUGUAUCAGAAGAAGAAGAAAAAUCUUCUGUUGUACAUUCAUCCACAGUUGAAGAGGAAACAGAGGGUUCUGAAGAAAAAGAAGAAUCUACGUUAACAGCUGAAGAAAUAUCUCAAGAAGUAGAAGAAGAAGAAGAAGAGGGGGUUCAUAAAAUUAAAACUACUGAAAAGUUUCCUUACACUCACGGGCCUCCGUUAUCAAGUAGCAUCGAAGAAGAAGAAGAAUCUGCUAGUGAAGGAACAGCAAAACCUUUACUUAUAAUUAUAAACAAUUCGGGAAAAAAACUGGCAAAACUUAAUGAAACUAUGCUUGAAAGUGUCCUAAAGAAACCUGUUUCCGAUUUCAAAUUAGAAUACCUGGAUAUCGGCGCAGAUAACUUAAGUUCUUCAACUGAAAAGAACAAAGAAUUCAUUGAUAUAGCUCACGAGGCUUGCAAAAAAACUGAUUACGAAGAGGGAAACAAUUGUUUUUGCGAUGUAAAGAGUUUCCUGGAUGAAAUAUCGAAGAAGGUCAAUCAGAAAGAGCCUGUAAAACCUUCAGGGAGUUAUUGUAAUAAAUUCUUGAGGCUUACUCAUGGACUAAAUUUAGAAAACUCUACCGAACCCACUACCUUGAGACAUCGAAGAAGUUUGUUUUAUUUGGACAGCUUGAAGAAAAAAGAGGACCAAGUUGAACAUAAGAAUAUGGAGGGGCUUUUUGGAGAUUAUUCCUUGAAUUUGACCGAUGUGAGUAUGUUCAGUUUGCCUGGCGACACUGUAAAAAUUCCUUGUGAAU
Messenger RNA from Sitophilus oryzae (rice weevil), 4984 nucleotides. Its product is annotated as trichohyalin-like. Lineage: Eukaryota; Metazoa; Arthropoda; Insecta; Coleoptera; Curculionidae. The record is from RefSeq and is a predicted model, not a curated record.